Heterocephalus glaber (naked mole-rat) is the source of this 5387-nucleotide messenger RNA. Lineage: Eukaryota; Metazoa; Chordata; Mammalia; Rodentia; Bathyergidae. The record is from RefSeq and is a predicted model, not a curated record.
AUGGCGGACCCGGCCGAGUGCAAUAUCAAAGUGAUGUGUCGCAUCAGGCCCCUCAACGAGGCGGAGGUGAACCGCGGCGACAAGUACGUCGCCAAGUUCCAGGGGGAGGACACGGUCGUGAUCGCGUCCAAGCCUUACGCAUUUGAUCGUGUAUUCCAGUCAAGCACAUCUCAAGAACAAGUAUACAACGACUGUGCAAAGAAGAUUGUUAAAGAUGUACUUGAAGGAUACAAUGGAACAAUAUUUGCAUAUGGACAAACAUCCUCUGGGAAGACACACACGAUGGAGGGUAAGCUUCAUGAUCCAGAAGGCAUGGGAAUUAUCCCAAGAAUUGUGCAAGAUAUUUUUAAUUAUAUUUACUCCAUGGAUGAAAAUUUGGAAUUUCAUAUUAAGGUUUCAUAUUUUGAAAUAUAUCUGGAUAAGAUAAGGGACCUAUUAGAUGUUUCAAAGACCAACCUUUCAGUUCAUGAAGACAAAAACCGAGUUCCCUAUGUAAAGGGGUGCACGGAACGUUUUGUAUGUAGUCCAGAUGAAGUUAUGGAUACCAUAGAUGAAGGAAAAUCCAACAGACAUGUAGCAGUUACAAAUAUGAAUGAACACAGCUCUAGGAGUCACAGUAUAUUUCUUAUUAAUGUAAAACAAGAAAACACACAGACAGAGCAAAAGCUGAGUGGAAAACUUUAUCUGGUUGAUUUAGCUGGUAGUGAAAAGGUUAGUAAAACUGGAGCUGAAGGUGCUGUGCUGGAUGAAGCUAAGAACAUCAACAAGUCACUUUCUGCUCUUGGAAAUGUCAUUUCUGCUUUGGCUGAGGGUAGUACGUACGUUCCAUAUCGAGAUAGUAAAAUGACAAGAAUUCUUCAGGACUCAUUAGGUGGUAACUGUAGGACCACUAUUGUCAUUUGCUGCUCCCCAUCAUCAUAUAAUGAGUCUGAAACAAAAUCUACACUCCUGUUUGGUCAAAGAGCCAAAACAAUUAAGAAUACAGUUUGUGUCAAUGUAGAGUUAACUGCAGAACAGUGGAAAAAGAAGUAUGAAAAAGAGAAAGAAAAAAAUAAGACCCUGCGGAACACCAUUCAGUGGCUUGAAAAUGAACUCAAUCGGUGGCGUAAUGGGGAGACAGUACCUGUUGAUGAACAGUUUGACAAAGAGAAAGCCAAUAUGGAAGCUUUCACAGUAGAUAAGGAUGUUACUAUUACCAAUGACAAACCAGCAGCCACGAUUGGAGUUACUGGAAGUUUUACUGAUGGAGAGAGAAGAAAGUGUGAAGAAGAAAUUGCUAAAUUGUACAAACAACUUGAUGACAAGGAUGAAGAAAUUAACCAGCAGAGCCAACUGGUAGAGAAAUUGAAGACACAAAUGUUGGAUCAGGAAGAGCUUCUGGCAUCUACCAGAAGAGAUCAAGACAAUAUGCAAGCUGAGUUGAACCGCCUUCAAGCAGAAAACGAUGCUUCUAAAGAAGAAGUAAAAGAAGUUUUACAGGCCUUGGAGGAACUUGCUGUCAACUAUGAUCAGAAGUCUCAGGAAGUUGAAGAUAAAACUAAGCAAUAUGAAUUGCUUAGUGAUGAAUUGAAUCAGAAAUCGGCAACAUUAGUGAGUAUAGAUGCUGAGCUUCAGAAACUUAAGGAAAUGACCAACCACCAGAAAAAAAGAGCAGCUGAGAUGAUGGCGUCUUUACUGAAAGACCUUGCGGAAAUAGGGAUUGCUGUGGGAAACAAUGAUGUCAAGCAGCCUGAGGGAACUGGCAUGAUAGAUGAAGAAUUCACUGUCGCCAGGCUGUACAUUAGCAAGAUGAAGUCAGAGGUCAAAACGGUGGUGAAGCGCUGCAAACAGUUAGAAAGCACACAGACUGAGAGCAACAAGAAGAUGGAAGAAAAUGAAAAAGAGUUAGCAGCAUGCCAGCUUCGUAUUUCUCAGCACGAAGCCAAAAUCAAGUCGUUGACUGAGUAUCUUCAAAAUGUGGAGCAAAAGAAAAGACAGCUGGAGGAAUCUGUCGAUUCUCUCAGUGAGGAGCUGGUACAGCUUCGAGCACAAGAAAAGGUCCACGAAAUGGAAAAGGAGCACUUAAAUAAAGUUCAGACUGCAAAUGAAGUUAAGCAAGCUGUUGAACAGCAGAUCCAGAGUCACAGGGAAACUCAUCAAAAACAAAUCAGUAGUUUGAGAGAUGAAGUUGAGGCAAAAGAAAAACUUAUAACUGAUCUUCAAGACCAAAACCAGAAAAUGAUGUUAGAGCAAGAACGUCUAAGAGUAGAACAUGAGAAAUUGAAAGCUACAGAUCAGGAAAAGAGCAGAAAACUACAUGAACUUACGGUUAUGCAGGACAGACGAGAGCAAGCACGACAAGACUUGAAGGGUUUGGAAGAGACAGUGGCAAAAGAGCUUCAGACUUUGCACAAUCUACGCAAGCUUUUUGUUCAGGACUUGGCUACCAGAGUUAAAAAGAGCGCCGAGAUCGAUUCUGAUGACACUGGAGGCAGUGCUGCCCAAAAGCAGAAAAUCUCCUUUCUUGAAAAUAAUCUUGAACAACUCACUAAGGUGCACAAGCAGUUGGUACGUGACAAUGCAGAUCUUCGCUGUGAACUUCCUAAGUUAGAGAAGCGACUUCGAGCCACAGCCGAGAGAGUGAAAGCUUUGGAGUCAGCACUGAAAGAAGCCAAAGAAAAUGCAUCUCGUGAUCGCAAGCGCUAUCAGCAAGAAGUAGACCGCAUAAAGGAAGCAGUCCGGUCAAAGAACAUGGCCAGAAGAGGGCAUUCUGCACAGAUUGCUAAACCUAUUCGUCCUGGGCAGCAUCCAGCAGCUUCUCCAACUCAUCCAAGUGCGAUUCGUGGAGGAGGCGCAUUUGUCCAGAACAGCCAGCCAGUAGCACUUCGAGGUGGUGGAGGCAAGCAGGUGUAAACGUGUGCAUAUUCACAGGUAUUGAAAAAUAAUUGAAGCAUGAAGAGGACAUAGUAUCAGUCAUUCAGUGACUAUAACCUCUAUUCCCUUGGGAUUGUAGAAUUAUAAUUUUCUAAAAAAUGUAUACACGAUACCUGCCCUGUACAGCUGUUUCCUACCCACUCUUCCUGUAAACUCUGCUGCUUCCCAAGAGAACUAGAGUGCAAUUUCAGCGUCUUGGAGGGAGAAUGACAGUUUACAACUGUGGCCCUAUUUAUUACACAGUUUGUCUUUUGUGUCUUACAUUUAGUCUUCACUGUGCCAAGCUGACUGUUCCUUAUAGGACUGUGCUUUUUUGUAUUUGCUUUUUGCUUAUAUGUUUGUUUUUUAAUUUCAGUUUCAAUUACCUAGCCACUUCUGCUGCUUGUUUUUCUUUUUCUACUAAAAUGUCUUCCUUUUUUUAGGAAAAAUGGAAAUUUUUUUAGGGAAAAUUUUAGAUUAAAUGUCUUAAAUUUUACCACUUACAACAAACACUACAUGCCCACAAAAUAUAUUAGGUCAGUACUGUAUUUUAAAAUCGUUUGCGAUGAAAUCAGGGUUGAAAUGAUUUGUAUUGUCUCUGGUGUUUGCUUCUGAAAACUGUUGUCUGAGCAUGGAAACCUUGCAGCUGCCUGGCGAGGCGUUUGAGACUGAGCGAGUGAUCAUGUCUCCUGCAGUGCCUGUUGCCCAAUUAUUUGGAAUGGGAAGAUUUCAUUUAUCAAAAGCAAGUCUCAGUUAAAGAGAGGACUUGGAAAAGGAAUCGCAUCUCUCUUCUUCCUAUUCUGUACUUACCAUAGCUGAUGGAAUAAAAAUGCCCUGCUUCUUUCUGAUGAGCCUGCCAGCUAAUAGAGGAAUUGGCCAGGUAGUAAUUUAUCAUUUUUAAUAUAGUAAAAUUAAGAUAUUAUGGCAUUAAACAUAAUUUUAGUUAGAUACCGUAUUGGCUGAUAUAAAUUUAUAGGCUUUGAAAAUUGAGGAAAAUUUGAAGAAACAGGACAGAUACAGUAAAAUUAAAAAUACAUAGGUAAAUUUUGGUCUGAAAUCUUUAUGAGUUUUUUUUUAACCUGCUACACUAAAUCACACACUAUAAUUUCUCUUGUUUAGUAUAGAAAUACUGAAUGGUUUGCAAGUCACGGAUAAUCCUCUAAUAAUAUUGUUGGCCAUUGCUCGUGAUUUUGUAAUUAGUACUGUGUGCCUAGUUUGCCACUUCUUCCUCAGAUGAUUAAAUUACGUCAGCAGUUUAUUUUUGACAACUAUAAAAAUAAUAGGGAAAUGAUUCCAGUAUAUGCUUCAUCAGUGAUGGAGGUUACUAUAGCUCUGUAGCAGAAACUUGCAGAGAAUGGGUUUAUAGGGUCAUUCAGUCAAUUCAGAGACUUGGAAAGUUCUGUAUGAGGGUCUGGCUGGCAGAAUUAACUUUUUGAAAAAGUUUUAUACACAGAUAUUUGUAUUAAUAAAUUGGAGCCAUAGUCCGAAGACUCAGAUCAUAAUUGGCUUAUUUUUCUAUUUCCUUAACUAUUGUAAUCUCCACUUUUAUAAUAAUUUUAAUUUGAAAGAAAUUUAUUUAUUUUUUUAACAGUCAGAAAUUCUUGCUGUUGUAGUCUGCAGCCUUUAAAAUGAUUGUGUUGCUUUUAGGACACUAAAGAAAGAAAGCUCCAGAAGUUGAAAGCAUGGUGCAGCAAGAUCAAAGUAAUACAGUUAACAAAGAAAGUGCUACAGCCUCUUUAUGAUGAUAGUUUCCUAAAUGCAGAGUCAUUUGGCUGUAUCCACAUAGACGUUUCUAUUUUUUUUAAAUGAAAACUUGUUUCUUUGGCAAUAUUCCUAAAGGAAAUGAUUUUGUUCCUCUUACCUGAUUCUGUAGUUGUAAGACGUAUCAUGGUUAUCGGUGCUGUGUAACAAUGGAUUGUAAUGAGCAUGUGGUUCAGAAUACAUGAUGCUAAGUUUUUAAAAUAUCUUAAUGGUUCUUUUCUAUUUAUAAUUUCAAACUUUCAUAAAAUACACCAAGAAUUUCAUAAAUUUGUUUUCAGUGAACUGCUCUUUUUGCCGAAGUAGGUCAUUAAACACAGGAUUUAUUCUUAUAAAUGGAAAUUUCUGAUCAUCUAGAAUAUUGACACAUUUCAAUUUGUGGUGUCUUUUUUUUUUUGGACUGGAUAUAUUAGUGUUCCUCUGAAUGGUAUUGAUAAGUAGUUCAGAAGAGAAGUUCAGUGAAAUAAAAGUAAUAUUUAUUCAUGGUGAUCAAUUAAUUAAGUUAUUUGCUUAACUUAAAACUACUGUGCAUAAUUCUCAAUUUUUUUGUAACUCAAUUUGCCAUGAGGUGACAGUAGAGAGUCUGAGUCUACUUGUGGAUAUGUUGGUUUAUUUCAGUGCUUGAAAAUAUACUCAAAGGUAAUUGGUUUGGGAAGACGCCAUAUAAUUUUAAGUUAACCUGCAUGCUGUAAAUGUGUUUUAUGUCUAAAUAAAAAGGAAACAUUUUUGAAAUGUAA